This is a messenger RNA of Python bivittatus (Burmese python), 1301 nucleotides long. Lineage: Eukaryota; Metazoa; Chordata; Lepidosauria; Squamata; Pythonidae. The record is from RefSeq and is a predicted model, not a curated record.
UGUGAUUUGGAAAUUUAACUUCUCUUGAUGCAGUCUAAAAAUUGCCUUUUAGCAGUUAUGCCUUACUGCUGACUCAUAUUCAGGAUGUGAUUUCCUACAAUUCUAACAUACUUUUCACAUAUACUGUUCCAGAUCCCAUAACUAUAUGCUUGGUUUCCUUUUCCUAGGCAAAGAAUUUUGCAUUUAUCUCUAUUAAAUUUCAUUCUGUACUUUUUAGUCUACUUCUCUAACCGAUCAAGAUAAUUUUGAUUGCUGUUUCUCUGUUCUAGAGUAUCAGCUUUCUGACACAGUUUUGUGUCAUCUACAGUUCUAAUGCAUGUUCCCACCACCUCUUCAUCCAAAUCAUUCAUGAAAAUGUGGAAGAGUACCAGACACAGGAUCUGAAUACUCUGGUAUCCUGCCUGAUACCUCACUGUGCCCCCACAGAAUUCAUCUUCAAAUCUCCUGAUGAAGUUUGACAUGCUUCAGCCAAGCACAUUGUCUCCAGUCUAUGAAGUAUAAGCUAUCUUGUGGCAGCACUUUAUCAUCCAGCUUCUUUAAGGUAUAUCUUCAUGAUUCUGCCAUUGUUCUUAGUUCUGGCACCAGAAGCUUCAUCUGAUUUCAUGACUGAAAUCCGAAAUGAUUAUGAGAAUAUUCUAAUCAACAUCAUUAUUCAUCUGGAGAAGCUCCUCAGUCAGAACAGCACGUCCAGCUGUAACCUGAAAAACAACACAUAUCACCACGAUUCAUUUAAGAAUAAAACCAUAUAUUAUCUGGCAUCGUGUCUUAGCAAAAUGGCAAAUUGUUCUAUAAUCUCUUCUGAUUUAAAGUCUGCCAUGGAAAAUGUUUCACAUUUGACACUGGAAAUCUUAAAGAAUGGUUACACCGUAAAACUACACAAAGGACGGUGUUGUCCUCAAUGCAGAAAAGUCAGCAAAAGAUCUGAUUGUACCCAUACUUUAUGUCGCGUAAAGAAUCUUGUUUCAGCCUUGAGUUCCUGGUGGAAGAAGUUUCUUUAUCAUGAUUAUCCCCAAGGGGGAUAAAGUGAUAAGUAUAUCUUUUGUAAGAAUUAAGUUCAGCUUUUAUGAUCCAGAUGAAACUCUGGUAUACUUCAGAAUUUUUCUACAGAAAAUUAUGCAAAUAUCCUGUGCUAAUGUGUCGACAAGACUGUUGAAUUUGUUCCAUGGGUCCCACGAAAGAAAAAGUUGGAUGAAGAGAAGCAGGCUGCCAACAUCUCAAAGCUCUCAAGUGCCAAUGAAAGUAAAAAGUAGAUAAUAGAAUGAAUAGAAUGAAAUAUUCCAUAUUUGUAUUGUCGAAGGCUU